Molecule: messenger RNA, 1203 nt
Organism: Lichtheimia ornata
Lineage: Eukaryota; Fungi; Mucoromycota; Mucoromycetes; Mucorales; Lichtheimiaceae
Exons: 4
Coding region: 1-1203 (400 amino acids)
Biological process (GO): intracellular iron ion homeostasis; intracellular copper ion homeostasis; positive regulation of transcription by RNA polymerase II
Cellular component (GO): nucleus
Molecular function (GO): DNA-binding transcription factor activity, RNA polymerase II-specific; copper ion binding; RNA polymerase II cis-regulatory region sequence-specific DNA binding
Source: RefSeq, a predicted model, not a curated record
AUGCCACUGAUCAACGGAAUCAAAUUUGCCUGCAACAGCUGUAUCAAGGGCCAUCGAUCAUCCCAUUGCAAUCAUGUCGAACGCCCACUCUUUGAAAUUCGACGAAAAGGAAGACCAGUGACCCAAUGUACGUAUUGCAGAGAUCUACGAAAGACCAAACAAGUGCACGUCAAAUGUGUGUGCGGUGAUCGAAAAGUUAUCCGGUCGUCGGCCGACGCGUCGCCUUCCUCAUCCAAAACAAUUUUGAGCAGCAGCAGCAACAACAACAGCUUUAGAAACUUUUCCCCGCCUCAAUCGGAGCCACUAUUUCUGGAAGCUCGUGGAUCAGCAACAACAGUAACAGCAGCAGGUGAUUGUCCCACCACAAUCACAACAACAAAUGUAGCGAUGGGUGGUGAUAUUGGCAGUGAGACGUUACCCACGUCGUCAUCUUCAUCAUUUUCGUGGGCAUGGAUUAGUCCACAACAACCACCACAACAGCAUUUGGGCUUUGUGUUUCAAAAGCCCCACCAAGGCGAGCAAUCUGUCAAUGAUUACACGAUCACGCCCAGCACAAGCACAACAAUGACCACACGCCCAUUUCGUCAAAUAUCACCUGCUCCUGCUGUUCCAUCAGCAACUACACCAUUACCCAGCACAAUAAUAUCGACCACGGCUUUUGAUCAUAAUCAACCACAACAACCUUUUGCACCAACACCUACAGCAAGUACAGGUCUUGUGAGUACCACCACAACGGUUACCCCACCACCACCACCACCACCACCACCUCCAACCACUGAUGAGAAUGAUCCAAUGGUACAACAGCUUCUCAACAGCCUGAUAGCACGACCAUCUAAUCAGGAUACAACCACUAUUGCUGCAACUCCCACCACAUCAUUUUCACCACCACCCCCAUCAAUGUAUCAGCAUCAAUCAAUGAUGCCACAACAACAUACACCACCGCCACCGCCACCACCACCUGCUACAUCCAUGUGUCGUGGUGGAUGUUGUUCAUGUCCGCCUACUGAUACUAGCAUGGCACAAGGUGAAUCGGUUGUGAUCACCAUCACCCCACUCCCGAAACAGCAAGGUGGAGGACAACAAGAUCACACGACGGCAACAACCAUGACGCGUGUGGUAACAUGCUAUUGUGGCCCAUCCUGCAUUUGCCCUGAUUGCCUGGUGCAUCCUGUCAUCAUCCUCAUCUUCGUGUGGCUCCGAUGA